Molecule: messenger RNA, 1630 nt
Organism: Haliotis rubra (blacklip abalone)
Lineage: Eukaryota; Metazoa; Mollusca; Gastropoda; Lepetellida; Haliotidae
Product: carboxypeptidase N subunit 2-like
Exons: 15
Cellular component (GO): plasma membrane
Molecular function (GO): protein binding
Source: RefSeq, a predicted model, not a curated record
AUCGGCUGCAUGUGUGAUAUCCUCCCGAGUCUUGUUAACUUAACAUCGUGGGACAUCAUGGUCAACAAGAUAUACUGGAUUAUCAAAGUGUGGAGUGUGUGGCACAUCUGUCUGUUUCAAUGGAGUUCCUGUGUCAAAUGUCCCAUGCCUUGCUACUGCAAAACGGGAACAUUUGAGAAGGUAGCCAACUGCAGUGGGCUGGAAGUAACGUCUGAAGCCAUAGGUACCCUGUUCACAGAUCUACCCCCUCAGACAACGAAUCUGUACAUCUACGAUAUGGACAUCGAAGGGUUUCCUGUACAUCAAAGGUUAUCGUCUCCUGCACUGAGAACACUACACAUCAAAUCCGGGAGGAUGCACUCUCUGCGUCAAGGACUACGGUUUCUAUCCGCUACAGUUAAAGCAAAUUUAGCGGUUGUAAAUCUUUCCGGAAACAAACUGACAGUUCUUCUCCCCGAUGACUUCCUCAACUUCACGAAUCUGGACACGUUAGACUUGAGCAAUAACAGAUUGGAUAAAAUAUAUUCCAAUGCCUUUGCGGAUUUACCAGCACUGCAAGAACUUGAUUUGUCGAAUAACCCGAUCUCAAACCAACUUAGAAAUCACAAAAUAUUCAAUGGUCUUCACAAUCUUGUGACACUGAAACUAAGAAACUGCUCCUUGUCUUCAGUCCACGAGAGGGCGUUUUCACAGCUGCACAAUCUUGAAUAUUUGGAUUUGGAGCAGAAUGCUUUCCAGGCACUUCCAGUGAUGGCACUUAGCAAGAUUCCUAAACUCAGAGGCCUAUACGCUCGAUACAAUGGCAUCCGGGAGUUGCAUGCCACCACCGCCAGCCUCCGAAAUCUUGCCUAUCUCUAUUUAUCUCACAACAACAUAUCAAAAAUUCAUCCAUCAGCGUUAGGUGGUCUGGAGAAACUCAGAGAAAUUUAUAUAGAAGGGAACAAGCUCAAGACUCUCCCCCAUCAACUUCAGAUGACAUUCCACUACCUGGACAAAGUAAACCUCCUCGACAACCCCUGGCAGUGUGACUGUAGGUUGACCUGGCUGAGGAACUGGUAUGUUAACAAGUCCUCCAGUUAUUCAAGCCCGGUCUGCGAGUGGCCAGCUCACAUUGCCAUACGAGACAUUCAUCCACGGGAUAUGCGGUGUCCAUUAAAUAACGUCUCCCUACACGUGGCAUGCCACGUGACCGCCUGGGCAGGAGGGGAUGCGUGUCCACUGUGUCCAGCAUUCAGCAGAGUGGACAAAGGAAAUUCCUGUGCUUGCCUUCCUGGAUACACACAAAACCACACCGACGUCUGUAGUCCAUGUCCACUGGGGUUCUACAAAGCUAGCUCUGGUUCCAGCCCAUGUGUGUCAUGUGACGAGAGGUCAAGUACUAUUACUACCGGGUCAGACACGUGUGUCUGUUCACCAGGCUGGACAAUGCGUCGGGGCAGAUGUCGAGAGUGCCCUGAAAACACGUACAAGUCCCAGUACGGGCUCCACGCAUGCCUACCCUGUCAGGAGCACGCCUUCAGCCCAGAGGGCAGCACUGAACCGGAAAUGUGUCAGUGUCUGGAUGACGCAGGCAGACCGAUAAAGGACAUCACCACGUGCAAGGCGCCAGUACGGCCAUACAGAGUCACAG